UGUGGCAUGUGGUUGGAGGGAGGGCUGGACUCAGAGCUGUUGUGAGGAGGUAGGAGGUGAGAAUUGGACUUGAGACGUUUCGUGGAGGGAGGUUUUGAAAGUGUUAAAUUCUAAGUGUGAGGGGGAAGGGCCUAGGCGAGAAUUUGGGUGGAAAAGGAGAGAACGAAGGUUUGGGGACUGGGGAGAGUGUCGGUGUGACAAGGCAAUGGAGAAAGUGAGAGACGGGGAGGAAAGUUUGGGAGAAAGGGGAAUGGGAUGGGAGAUGGGGCAGUGGAGCUGCACGGGUGAUAGAGAUUCGGGGGUUUCCCUUCCCCCUGUGGCGAGGAAGAGAGCCGAGUUAAGCAGCAUCACUUGCAGCCAAUUCUAAUUGCCAGGCCCUUAGCUUUUAAUAGGGUGGGAAGGGCAGAAGGGAAUGGUCAUGUGGGUUUGGAGAAUUGGGGUUGAAUGAGGGUUCAACUGGAUUUGCUUUCCAAAAGGCUCUCUAGCUUACUGCUCUCUUGUUUUUCCUGGUUACAGAAGGAAGGGGAAAUAGGGAAGCUGGUGUGGAGUGUGGAGUAAAGGACUUUUCUAGUUUUUAGUAAUUAGUAUUACAAGACUGGGGAAACAGACGCGGCUGUAUCGGAGCCCUGUAUUCUGAGAAGUCUGAGGAGAAAACAGAAAAGACUGGCAUCUGGAAGGCUAAUUCAAAGAGUCCUUUAGUUCUCCGACUCUUCUUUUGCUGUUUAAGUGCUAGGAGAGAGGGGGGUUAAUAGCAUAUAUAGAAAAACGUUCCCUGCUGACAUGUAGAUGUGUGAGUGGAUGCUGCCCCAGUGGGUAUUUCGUUCUCAUUGUGUGCUAGUUAGAGGAAAGGGCAAAGACUGAAUUUGAAGGAUAGUUCUAGUUUGAUAAGUGAUGGGAAGAAAGUGCUUUCUUUGACUGUAACCACUUUCCUCUCUAAAGAUGAAAGUCAACAAUAAUACUGUAACAAAAUAAAUGGAAUAAAGAGUUGAGAAGGACGGUGAGAAAGUUACCAGAGGGUAAUGGGCUUUCCUGGAAGCUGUCCAAUUUGAGACCUUUUUGCCAUGAGACACUGGGACUGGAAGUUCUUAGAGCUGAUAUUAUUUUGUGAAUUGACUAACCGGGAGUUAGGGGAGCUUAAAGGUUUUGUUUUGUGAGUCAGUUCUUUAUCUUGGAGUGGAUCAAUUUGAUUGAAAUAGCUUUAGGCUUCUUUGAAUUUUUGCGACUAAAAUUGACUAGCACUGUCAAAAUAAAGCUCCAAGUUUGACUCCCCACCCCAUUUGUUUUGUUUUUGUUUUUCUGCUGGCUUUGAAACUUGUGCUAGAAAGACCUGGGAAAUUAAGUUUCUUCCAGAGUACACUGGGGAUUAUAGCUGCUGAGCAGAGAUUCUGGACAGCAUUGUGUUCCUGAGCCCCCAGCAUGGCGGGGCUAAAGCGGCGGGCAAGCCAGGUGUGGCCAGAAGAGCAUGGUGAGCAGGAACAUGGGCUAUACAGCCUGCACCGCAUGUUUGACAUCGUGGGCACCCACCUGACACACAGAGAUGUGCGUGUGCUUUCCUUCCUCUUUGUCGACGUCAUUGAUGAUCAUGAGCGUGGACUCAUCAGAAAUGGACGUGACUUCUUACUGGCUUUGGAGCGCCAGGGCCGCUGUGAUGAGAGUAAUUUUCGCCAGGUGCUGCAGCUGCUACGUAUCAUCACUCGCCAUGAUCUGCUGCCCUACGUCACCCUCAAGAGGAGAAGGGCUGUGUGCCCUGACCUUGUAGACAAGUAUCUGGAGGAGACAUCAAUUCGCUAUGUGACCCCAAGAACCCUCAGUGAUCCAGAACCGAGGCCUCCCCAGCCCCCCAAAACAGUGCCUCCCCAUUAUCCUGUGGUGUGCUGCCCCACUUCGGGUCCUCAGAUGUGUAGUAAGCGGCCAGCCCGAGGGAGAGCCACACUUGGGAGCCAGCGAAAACGCCGGAAGUCAGUGACACCAGAUCCCAAGGAAAAGCAGACAUGUGACAUCAGACUGCGGGUUCGGGCCGAAUACUGCCAGCACGAUACUGCUCUGCAAGGCAAUGUGUUCUCUAACAAGCAGGACCCACUUGAGCGCCAGUUUGAGCGCUUUAGCCAGGCCAACACCAUCCUCAAGUCCCGGGACCUGGGCUCCAUCAUCUGUGACAUCAAGUUCUCUGAGCUCACCUACCUCGACGCAUUCUGGCGCGACUACAUCAAUGGCUCGUUACUAGAGGCACUUAAAGGUGUCUUCAUCACAGACUCGCUCAAGCAAGCUGUGGGGCAUGAAGCUAUCAAGCUCCUGGUGAAUGUGGAUGAGGAGGACUAUGAGCUGGGCCGACAGAAACUCCUGAGGAACUUGAUGCUGCAAGCAUUGCCCUGACCUUUCCCCUUCUCACUUUUCUGGGGACUGUUCCCACCACCCGCCUCUGGAGCUUACAUAUGGUUCUGGGGUUUGUUCUCUGCCCUUUCAACCAAUCACACCCCUGCCACUUUUUUUU
This is a messenger RNA of Fukomys damarensis (Damara mole-rat), 2491 nucleotides long. RefSeq names its product death effector domain containing (gene Dedd). The transcript has 5 exons. Gene Ontology annotation, cellular component: nucleolus. Lineage: Eukaryota; Metazoa; Chordata; Mammalia; Rodentia; Bathyergidae. Gene Ontology annotation, molecular function: protein binding; DNA binding. The record is from RefSeq and is a predicted model, not a curated record. Bases 1417 to 2373 code for a protein of 318 amino acids. Gene Ontology annotation, biological process: regulation of apoptotic process; extrinsic apoptotic signaling pathway via death domain receptors; apoptotic process.